AUGGCAGACCAAGCGCCGGCCUUGGAUCAGUUGCGCCCUGGCCCGGCCGAAACCAGCACCAAUUCCAUCACGCCGCCAAACAGCGCUGACGGGAAGAAGCAUACUCUAGACGGCCUACCUUCUGAGCUGUCAGAUCUCGAGCUGGAUAAUCAUAAUAAGGCUGCGCCUUCGGUGGAGGCGGUGGAGGAAGAGGACAUCGAGCCCGAUCAUUACUACGAUGGCGGACAAGUCCCUGUUUUUAAGCCAACAAUGGACCAGUUUCGCGACUUUCAGACGUUUGUCCGCAAGAUUGACAAGUACGGAAUGAAGUCCGGGAUUGUCAAGAUUGUGCCGCCGCAAGAAUGGAGAGAUUCACUCUCGUCACUUGACGACGCCGUCAAAUCGAUCCGCGUCAAGAACCCCAUCAUGCAGGAAUUCCACGGUGCCCACGGUACCUACACACAAGCGAACAUUGAAAAGCAAAGGUCAUACAAUCUGCCGCAGUGGAAAGCUCUAUGCGAAGAUGGCAGUCAUCAGCCCCCCGCGCGGCGAGGAGAACGCCGGCGCAAUUUGGAAAAGACUGUCCGCCCAGCGACAUCAAAGCCUGCAGUCGCUCGCGCCGGUUCGCAGAGGCGCGGACCCGGGCGUCCUCCUAAAAAGUCCAAGGAACCCAAGGUCAAGGAAGAAUCGCCGGCCGAUGAUCAUUCUGAGAAAUCCAGACUAGAAGGGCCUCCCACACCAGUGUCUCCAGAAUCUAACCCGGUCGAAGCAAAGACCGAGGACCUCAGUGAUGGAGAAGCGCUUCCGGCGGCCAAGCCAAAAGGAAGACAGCCCAAGUCGGUUUCAUCGCGGAGAAAACACAACCGCGGCGAAAUGCUGGACCAGGUUGACGAAGAAGCUUUCAAAGACUUUGACUACCGCAUCCACGACCACGAUCAAUACACGCCGGAGCGGUGCGAGGAAAUGGAGACGGCGUAUUGGAAGUCACUCAUGUUCAACAACCCGAUGUAUGGUGCCGACAUGCCCGGGUCACUAUUUGACGAAUCCAUCAAUACGUGGAACGUGGCCAAGCUUCCGAAUUUGCUUGAUGUCCUGGGACAGAAGGUCCCGGGAGUCAACACAGCAUAUUUAUACUUGGGGAUGUGGAAAGCUACGUUUGCGUGGCAUUUGGAAGACGUCGACCUAUACAGCAUUAAUUAUAUCCACUUUGGUGCUCCAAAGCAGUGGUACAGCAUCUCUCAGGAAGACGCGCCGCGCUUUGAAGCGGCCAUGAAGAGUAUCUGGCCGAGUGAUGCCAAGAACUGCGACCAAUUCCUCCGGCACAAGACCUACCUGAUCUCUCCCAGCAUUUUGAAGUCACGAUUCAACAUCACGGUGAACAAAGUGGUGCACUACGAAGGAGAAUUCAUGAUCACCUACCCGUACGGAUAUCAUUCCGGAUACAACUUGGGGUACAACUGCGCCGAGUCGGUCAACUUUGCAACCGAGCAGUGGCUGGACUACGGCCGGGUUGCCAAGAAAUGCCACUGUGAAGCCGACAGCGUCUGGAUCAACGUGGCCGAGAUAGAGCGCAAGCUGCGAGGCGAGCCCACGCCGGAAGUCUACUAUUACGAUGAAAUGAUGGACAGUGAAUUGGAUGAGGUGGACGGCGCGUCGGACCUGCUGACACCUCCGCGCAGCGUACCCGAGAAAUCCAGCCGGGGCCGGAAGCAGAAGCGCAAGCUGGAUGGCGAGGAAUCGCAGUCCAAGCGAGUCCGAGUCCGGGGAGACGCGAUGAUACGCAGGAUGCCGUGUGUACUGUGUCCGAACGACAUGGACUACGAGGACCUGCUGCCCACGGAGGACGGCAAGGCACACGCGCACCGGCGCUGUGCCACGUAUAUCGAAGAGACGACGAUCCUGCGCGACGAGUCUGGGCGCGAAGUGGUCUGCGACAUUGAUCGCAUCCCCAAGGCGCGCCUGGGGCUGAAGUGUCUGUUCUGCCGCGAGGUGCGCGGGGCGUGCUUCCAGUGCAACUUUGGCAAAUGCACGCGGGCAUACCACCCAACGUGCGCGCUGCUGGCCGGCGUGCAGGUCGAGUUCGGCUCGGUGGCCGUCAUAGCAGACGACGGGCAGCAGUACUCGGUGCCCAGCGUCGACCUCAAGUGCAAGUUCCACCGACAGCGACGGCACGGCGGGCCGGGCGAGCUGCUGGACGACGACAACCGCAAGGUGGUGCAGAUGGCGCGGCGGCUGUCGAUGGGCGACCUGCUGCAGUUCCAGGUCGACAAGGAGAUCAACGGGGCGAUCGUGCUGGAGAACCGGACGGACGAGCGCGCGCUGAAGCUGAAGGUGCUGCCGCGCGGCGACCUCAUCGAGCUGCCGUACCGCUGGAUCCUGGUGGUGCGCAAGACCAACUUCGGCGCGCUGCCGGCGGGGAUGAAGCCAUUGCCAGCGCACCUGGCACGCACGGCGGCGUCGCAGAGCGAGAUGACGCGGAUGCUGCCGCAGCCGGGCACGCCGUUUGGCGAUGGCAACGGGCCCUGGCAAUGGGCCGAGUAUGCGAGCGCAGCGCUGCCUCUCGAAGCCAUUCGCAACGUGCGCGUCGACCUGGGGCGCGAGCUGUGGCACUACCUGGGCGCGCGGUCGACCGAGUGUAGGGCUCAGUUCACGCACAGCCCUAGCGUUGCGGCCCACAACCCGCGCGCGAAUUUCCUGGAGCGGGCGCGGGCCUUGUGGCCUGAGGCACCCGCGGGCCGGCUGCUGCCUGGAUCCUCAGGCCGCCCAGGCACCAACAACAAGCCCGGCUGGUCCCCCCACCACCUCGCUGCCCCUCCAAACAACUCGCUGCGUCCCCCUUCUUCUUCGCCUUUGCAGCGACGCCCGACAGACUCUGCAAUGACUCCUGCCUACCGACACCUGCCGCCCUCCAGUCUCGCCAGUGUCUCCAAUGCCUCCAAUAACUACGCCGCCCAGUCGCUCCAGCUUCACCAGUCUCAUCCCUUCUUGCCGCCCAAUGUCGUGCGCCCGAACCCCUAUGCCGCCCUCAGCCACAACCACAACAACCACAACCACAACCAUCCCCAUCACCACCACAACAACAGCGCGUCGUCCAUCAUCACCAAGCCCCAGUCCGACCCCCCGUCAUCCAACACCUUUGCCAGCGUCCGCGAGUUGAUCGCCCGCCGCCGCCUGGCCCAGAUCACCGACCACGCCAAUGUCUUUGCCGGCUACAAGAUCGUCAGCCCCGAGCUGGUCGUCGAGACGCUGCUCGGGCCCAUGGGCUCCGUGCCACCACCCAAUGGCUUGGAAAAACUCGAGCUGGCCAUGGCCCAGCAGCGCGUGCAGCCGCCCAAGGCGCUGGACGGCACGCUGCUCGCCCCGCAGCCGCUCAACAUGCGCUCCGAGGAGGUUACACGUCUGCUGCAGAUGCUGCGGUUCUCCGUUGUCAGCCACCGCGACCGCCUCGAUGUCAUCCCGAAGCGCGAGCCCGAGUACGUCAAGCACGAGCCGUUUGACCGUCCCAACUACACUGCCGGCCGCGUCGCCGGCCGCUACCCGUACCUCGAGCAGCAGCAGGCUGAGACGCCCACCGUGUACCGCUCGCCGUACGAGUCCCCCUUUGGCCUGGCCGAGUGGACCAAGAAGGAAUACAAUCUCACCGAGGAGGAACCCGCGUCCAAGCCGUCGCUGGCCAACGACUUUUUCGCCUCGCUGUCAGCCGCCGACCAAGAAAAAGUCGUCAAGGCCUGUGGCAGCUGGGUGCAGGAACGCAUUGUCGACCGGGCGCCUAGCCAUAGCCGACAGCAGAGCUCCAGUUCGAAUUUCCGGCUAUCGGCGGCCCUCGCCCAGCAGAAUAAUAACAAUAACAAUAACCCCAACCCCACCAUCGAUAUAACCACCGUAGACGACAUGCCCAUGACGGAGCUGGACCGACUGGACCGAUUUGAUUUCCCGCUGCACGCCGACUCGCCGGCGUCGAGUUUCAGCCGACCGCACCUGGUCGGCUUCCCUUCACCUCUGCAUCACGACUUUACCAACCACGGCGACCACGACUCUUCCAUUGUUCCACGACACCUCUCGGACCAUCAUGAUCUUUUUGGUGACCAGCAAGCCAACACGCGGUUCUGGCAGCAUGGGCCGUGGGCACCGGCGGGCGACGGCACGACGCCGAUUGAAGAACACCGGCCGUUCUUUGGACCGCACGAACGACUCAAACAUGACUACGCCUCGUCCGAACUCUCUCUUGGCCGCGGGGGCCCUGGGUCCCUCCAUUCUGUCGAUAUGGCUGGCUUCGGCAUGGACACCACUGAUGAUUUCUGCGGGGGGCUUAGUCCAUAG
Molecule: messenger RNA, 4299 nt
Organism: Talaromyces rugulosus
Lineage: Eukaryota; Fungi; Ascomycota; Eurotiomycetes; Eurotiales; Trichocomaceae
Exons: 3
Coding region: 1-4299 (1432 amino acids)
Biological process (GO): chromatin remodeling
Cellular component (GO): nucleus
Molecular function (GO): histone H3K36 demethylase activity; histone H3K9 demethylase activity
Source: RefSeq, a predicted model, not a curated record